GUUGAGGUUAACUUGUGGCUUGGCAAUAGUGGGCAGUGACAAUUGUGUCAUUGAAAUAAUGUACUUGUGUAUCUAGUGAUAAAUAGCUACAUAUACGGUGCAAUUUACAAACCACCUGACUGCUGGUAGAAAAUUAUAUAGGACCAUUACAAUAUUGAAUAAAAAAUUAAAUAACUUUGUGUUUCUUUCAUAUAAUUUUGGAAUUAAUUUAUUAAAUUGCUUUGCAGUAUUACGUGAGUAUAACCUUGACGAGUUUGACCCUUGCAAAAAAUGGGUUCGUUAGUAAGGAAUGCAUUGACUCAGCUUAAAAGUAAAGAAUUUAGAGAUUAUUUGAUGAGCACACACUUUUGGGGUCCAGUAGCCAAUUGGGGUAUACCGUUAGCAGCGAUAGCCGAUACAAGGAAGGACCCCAGUUUUAUUAGUGGCAAAAUGACAUUUGCUCUUACACUGUAUUCAAUGAUGUUCAUGAGAUUCGCGUGGAGAGUCCAGCCCAGGAACCUUCUGCUCUUCGCGUGCCACUUCACCAACACCUGCGCCCAGUUGACACAGGGCGGGAGGUUCGUCAACUACCAUUACCUGCAGCGGGGGACGGCGACGGCAGAAUCGACGGAACCUGUUAAAUAAAAACGUGUAAAGUUAGCUAGAUGUACAUUUGGUGAGUUUGGAACUCACUUCUCAUCAAAGUAACUCAAUACAUGCAAGUUUAAAACUAGUUAAUAAAUGUAAUAUUUGAAGACAUGAAUGGAUGUCCCAGUUUCGGAUUAUUGCUUUUAUAUUUUUUUUUUAUUACUAUUAUAUCAGCCGCUAACAGAACACUGCUGAACAGAGACCGCCUCCCCAUAAGGGUUUUUUUUUAUACAACUUAGAAUGGCAAACAAGCUGACAGCCCACCUGAUGGAAAGUGGUAACCGUCGCCUAUAGACAUGAGCAGUACCAUGGACAUAACAGAGUAUAUUGUUAUACCCAUGAUAUCCCCCAUGCGUCAUUCCUGAGGACUCAGGUGUUAUUCCUUUGUAUCCUGUAAAUUUACGUCAUAUUCCACCCUCCAAACACAACUGCUUCACGGUAGAAAUACGAAUGGGACAGAGGUACCCAAGCAAUCGUCUUUUGUACAAAGUCUCCCUCUGGUGCCUGUAGUUGCCACGUUUGGUAGGUGGGUAAGCAACCGCAGUUGUGUUUUGCUGAUAUUUUAAAAAGGUACGCUGCUGUUCAUCCCUCGACCAUUCCCUUAGUGGCCUCUUACGACACCCUCAGAAAAGGUGGGGGUAGCCCAUUCUAUGCCGGGACUACACGCCAAUUACGUGCAUGCAUGAAAAUGUUAUGUGCGUACUAGCAAAUAUAACUCCUCUGUCCAUGCAUAUAAGAGCGAUAAUUCGAAAAUGCCACAUAUAAUUUUCACCUCCAUUCAUGUCUUCAUUUAAUUUUUGGGUGACAACUAUGAUUCAAUAUAGGCUAUAAUGCCAGGUUCAUAUGCCAGGAUAAAAAAAGUGGAUUUAUAAUGCCUAGGUAAUGACAGGAACAAAUUAUUUACUUGAUUAGUGACAAAUAUAUAGUAUAGUAGUAAAUAAAAUAAAUAAAUAAUUGACAUUGGAAUUAAAAGAACAUUCGUAUUACAUUCGAGAGUAGACCAGUGCGAGCAGCCAUCGUUCACGAGUAUGACGGUUGAACCAUCACUGUAUUCUACUAUUGGAAAGAGAGAUAAUAAUUCUAAAAAGAGAUAGAAAUUCAAAGUCAAAUAAAUAAAUUAUUUUUAUUUAAUAUUUAUUUAAAAUCAGCAGGCCUAAUUUGCUAGUCAGUAAUGUCUAUUUUGGACAGGUAAUGGCUGAUAUGAUGAUGAUGGUGAUGACGAUGAUGAUGAUGAACAUCUACUUAUAUAAUAUAUACUUAUAUUAAUGACUUAUCGCUUCAGAACCAAUCAUAUUUAAUAACUAUUAAAUCAUAUUUCAUUUAACGACUUUAAAGGUAUUACUUUUAAGACAGGUCUAAAGUAGUUUGUUGAAUAUGUAUAUUUAAGUAUUUUAUAAGCAGCCUCUAAUAUAUGUAUAUAUGUAUAUAUGUAU
This is a messenger RNA of Galleria mellonella (greater wax moth), 2060 nucleotides long. It is a transcript of the gene Mpc1, whose product is annotated as mitochondrial pyruvate carrier 1. The transcript has 4 exons. The coding region runs from base 271 to 624 and encodes 117 amino acids. Gene Ontology annotation, biological process: pyruvate import into mitochondria. NCBI's taxonomy places the organism in Eukaryota, Metazoa, Arthropoda, Insecta, Lepidoptera, Pyralidae. The record is from RefSeq and is a predicted model, not a curated record. Gene Ontology annotation, cellular component: mitochondrial inner membrane.